This is a messenger RNA of Drosophila takahashii, 679 nucleotides long. RefSeq names its product mitochondrial ribosomal protein L49 (gene mRpL49). Gene Ontology annotation, molecular function: translation initiation factor activity; structural constituent of ribosome. The record is from RefSeq and is a predicted model, not a curated record. Gene Ontology annotation, biological process: translation; translational initiation. Gene Ontology annotation, cellular component: mitochondrial large ribosomal subunit; ribosome. Lineage: Eukaryota; Metazoa; Arthropoda; Insecta; Diptera; Drosophilidae.
UGGCGCAUCACUAGCUGGCCGGAGCAUAUGUAACAAUUGGGAGUAAUUUAUUUUUAAGGAAAAACACCCGAGAUUCCCACGAAUAACAUGGCAGCCAGUGGAAAAUUGAUGCUGGGCAGCGGCCUCUGCCGAAAGCUGAGCCAGUUCACCAGGCAGCUGCAUACGCAACCGGCGCUCUUGUCCAGUUUUCGGUCAUCCCGCGAGGUGCAGCCGCUGGACAAGUAUCCCGACGUGGAGGUGGUGGCCCAGCCGCCCGAGUGGCGCUUCGUGGAGCGCCUGCUGCCGGCGGAGACGGUGCCACAGCCGGUGGAGCGACCAAAAUACCCAUCCGGCUGGCGGCCGCAGAGGGAAAAUGGAUCGCAGGCGGGCUACUUUGUGGCCAGGACCAAGAACCACAUGGUGCCGGUCUACCUGCAGACCCGGUUCCGUGGCCAGCGACGCAUCACGGUGGUGCGCCGCGUCCAGGGAGACAUCUGGUCGCUGGAAAAGGACCUGCGGGCGGUGGUGGAGCAGUCGCGGAACGGGAAGCUCUGCGCCACCAGGAUCAACGAGCUGAGCGGACAGAUUCACUUCCACGGCGACCAUGUGGACGUCCUGCGGGACUAUCUCAAGGAGAAGGGCUUCUAGGAGGUCCGCCAUCUGCCGCAAUAAACUCGUUUUCUGUUGAUUUAAAAGAAUU